Molecule: messenger RNA, 2136 nt
Organism: Dendronephthya gigantea
Lineage: Eukaryota; Metazoa; Cnidaria; Anthozoa; Malacalcyonacea; Nephtheidae
Product: signal recognition particle 54 kDa protein
Exons: 17
Coding region: 152-1660 (502 amino acids)
Biological process (GO): SRP-dependent cotranslational protein targeting to membrane; SRP-dependent cotranslational protein targeting to membrane, translocation
Cellular component (GO): cytosol; signal recognition particle, endoplasmic reticulum targeting
Molecular function (GO): 7S RNA binding; GTPase activity; GTP binding
Source: RefSeq, a predicted model, not a curated record
GGCCGAUCUUACGUGUCCUUUUAAAUAAAAGAGAUUGGUGAAGUUUUGUGGUUUACUUGCUGUUUUUCAUUCAAAUACAGCAGAAACCAAGUUUAUAUGAUAAUAAUAAACACAGUGGAUUCAUAACCGUCGUUUAUUUCGCGAUUCCGAUAUGGUUUUAGCCGAUUUAGGACGUAAAAUAACUGAAGCUCUACGAUCAUUGAGCAACGCUACAAUUAUAAACGAAGAGGUAUUAAAUUCCUUAUUGAAAGAAGUAUGCAAGGCUUUGCUUGAGGCUGAUGUGAACGUUCAGUUGGUUAAGAAGUUGAGAGAAAAUGUGAAAUCAGCCAUUGAUUUUGAAGACAUGGCUGCAGGGCUGAACAAACGAAGGAUGAUACAGCAUGCUGUAUUCCAAGAACUCUGCAAACUUGUGGAUCCUGGGGUAAAGACAUGGCAACCACAAAAAGGAAAACCAAAUAUAAUCAUGUUUGUUGGUCUACAAGGAAGUGGAAAGACCACAACGUGUACUAAGUUAGCUUAUCACUACCAAAGAAAAGGUUGGAAGACAUGUUUAACAUGUGCUGACACAUUUAGAGCAGGAGCGUUUGAUCAGUUGAAACAGAAUGCAACGAAAGCUAGGAUUCCUUUCUACGGGAGCUAUACAGAAAUGGACCCUGUCAUCAUUGCCCAAGAUGGGGUGGAUAAAUUUAAAUCUGAAAAAUUUGAAAUUAUAAUUGUUGACACAAGUGGUCGUCAUAAGCAAGAAGAAUCGUUAUUUGAAGAAAUGUUACAAGUUUCUAAUGCAAUAGAUCCUGAUAAUAUUAUUUUUGUUAUGGAUGCCACCAUUGGUCAAGCUUGUGAAUCGCAGGCUAGGGCAUUUAAAGAAAAAGUAGAUGUUGCUUCAGUUAUUGUGACAAAGUUAGAUGGCCAUGCUAAAGGUGGUGGAGCAUUGAGUGCAGUUGCUGCCACAAAAAGUCCAAUAAUUUUCAUUGGCACUGGAGAACAUAUUGACGACUUUGAGCCUUUCAAGACAAGGCCAUUUAUCAGCAAAUUAUUAGGUAUGGGUGAUAUUGAAGGCCUUAUUGAUAAGGUGAAUGAACUGAAGUUAGAAGAAAAUGAAGAAUUGAUAGGAAAACUAAAACAUGGUCAGUUCACACUAAGAGACAUGUAUGAACAGUUUCAAAAUAUUAUGAAAAUGGGACCCUUCAACCAGAUUAUGGGAAUGAUACCUGGUUUUGGUAGUGAUUUCAUGACGAAAGGAAAUGAACAAGAAUCCAUGGCUAGGCUAAAGAAGCUCAUGACAAUCAUGGACAGCAUGAACGACCAAGAACUGGAUAGUCUUCAAGGAUCAAAGUUGUUUUCACGGGAACGAGGUCGAGUGGCAAGAGUUGCUCGUGGGUCAGGAACCUCGGUUCGUGAAGUUGAUGAACUGUUGUCUCAGUACAAUAAGUUUGCUGCGAUGGUUAAAAAGAUGGGAGGAAUCAAAGGAUUGUUUAAAGGUGGUGAUAUGUCGAGAAACAUAAAUCCUUCUCAGUUCCAAAGACUAAAUCAACAAAUGGCAAGGAUGAUGGACCCCAGAGUCCUGCAACAAAUGGGUGGUAUGCAAGGUUUACAAAGCAUGAUGAGACAAUUUCAAGGAGCAGGUGGAAUGCCAGGAGGCAGCGGUGGUGGACAUAAUUAGGCCACAUUGAGUGGAUGGAAGAUAACAAAUAUGGGGAGGUGUGGUGUGGAAAAGACACAGAGCAUUGUUGGCAUGUUACCAUAGAAAAUAUCUCUGGCAUCCAUUAUGGAAUCAUAUCAUUUCCUAAUGAAAAUCUCCUCUAAUUCCUUUUGUUAAAACAGGCACUAGCUGCCCCACUUUCAUAUGAUUUGUAAUUUAAAAGCAUCUUCUUUCAAAAAAUAGUUGUAACUACUGCACGUAUGAUGCUCAACAUUAUUCCUCCAUUUUGCACAAACAGAACUUUUGCAAAUUCGCAUAUGGACAGGGAAAAGGGUCCAUGCAGGUUCCUUAAAGUAUUAAUAUGCAUGCUUAAACCCAAUGUGGUUCACACAACAUUCACACACAACUUGUCCUAUUUUCUUUACUUUCUUUCCAAGUAAUGAAGAAUAUAAAUAUUUCUAAUGUACAAAUAAUGCAAUUUAGAAACUGGUCAAUAA